This is a messenger RNA of Stylophora pistillata, 618 nucleotides long. RefSeq lists its product as uncharacterized. Lineage: Eukaryota; Metazoa; Cnidaria; Anthozoa; Scleractinia; Pocilloporidae. The record is from RefSeq and is a predicted model, not a curated record. Gene Ontology annotation, molecular function: protein binding.
UGUAUUUUUAUGUAAGGAAUUAUAUUUAACGGCUCUUUCGAUGUUUGAGUAAUGGGAAAGAACAUCAUUUUGGUCUCUGACCCUGACUAACAUACUGAUAAAUCGGAUUGUCUGAUGUCAUCGAACAGAGAGCUAGAUGCUAACAACAGAACAUUAAGUAAUUCUAAGAUGAAGCGCUCUCUAGUUGAGAAAGAUGGGCCAAGUAGCGCUGAGUCAGAUCCUAAAAGGCACAAGAAAGAUGAAUCUGGCUCAACAAAACCCAAGAAAGAUUCAAACUCUAAAUCUGUUUUGGUGUUGACGAGCACUGAUGUGCGCAAAAACAACGGCAAAAUAUACCUGGCGGAUGCUAAAGAAAUCUCCCUAUUAAAGGAGACCGAACGAGGGCGAUAUAAAAAGGAGAUGAUGUUCUUCAAGACUAUGACAGAAGAGGAUGUGGAGGAGGAGCUUCGUCGCCAUUUUCCAAUUUUGAGAAAUGGUGGAAGAUUUUGCUGUGCAACAGUUGUGGAGAAGAAAACAAGGCCUAGAUUGGAGUUUCAUGACGACCCACCAACAGUGUGGGAUGGAAUUACAAUUCACAGGCGUACCAGGGGGAAUGCUUCCCUUUAUGUAUUUUUUGAG